AGUCAACAAACCAGCGAGCGAAUGAGCUGAGAAGUAAAUAACUAAAUGAUAAGGCCCAGUUCAUCGAUAUGUCGAAAGCAAGUGUUUUGAGAGUAUUUAUCUCCGAGAGUCUCGCGGCUGCCUCUCGGGAAAUCCUCGCUGCGGUUGACAAAGUCGUAGCCGGAUACGAAGAGGAGGCAUUGGGCUUGAGACGCGAGCUCGACCGUCAGAGGGAACAGCUGGAGCUCCUUCAGCUGCUGCACCCCCCCGACUACACUGGUCGGGGUCAGAACAUUACUGGAAACCAAAGACAUGAAAAGGUGGAAAGGGAAAGUCUGGACCAAACAAAGCACAACCAAAAUAUGAGGCAUUUUGAUCCCGAAAUGCAGUGGGAGAGAGGUAGCAGUGAAGCACAGAACCAUGUGGAUUUAAAGAUUCGCAUCAUUGAGGACACCACGACUGAUGUCUUGUCAAACGAUGUGCUGAAGAAUUGUCCAGUAUUGAACCUGCAGUCCCCUGGUGGCCUGUCUGAAUCAGAAUUCCUGCUGCUUCUGAGGUCCAAGUUCCCUCAACUCGACAGAAACCUACCGUUUGAAGUUUGUACAUCUGACAGGAGGAAGAGACUGCAGCCUCUACGGCUGAACAAACUGACAGCUGAAGAGAUUUCUGGCCGAAUUGGCAAAGACAAGGCCAUGAUCUUCAUUAGGCUGAAGAGAAUUGAUGGUCCACUUGAAUGUGUUGCUGCUGAAAGCGUUGAAAACUCUCCCACUACCACCUCUGUCUUGGGGAUGGCAGAGAUCAACAACAGUUCCCCUAUUGACGUGGACCAUAUGUUUGAUGGCUCAGCGGCUGAACAAACCUGUGGAGCAAUGACUUUGGAGAAGGACGGUAUCCUAGGUCAAGUGGAGGACAAUUCAACAGAAAAAAGUGAAAAAGAUGUCAAUGAUGAGAAAGAAACCAGGAUCAACAAAAAGGUUUUGGUCGUCAGUGAUGAUGAGUGGGAACCAGCGAGUAAAGCGCACAGGGGGAAGGUGCGGAUGAAAAAAGCUAAAAAGCAGAAGAGGACAGACCCAAAUGUGCUUUUUUGUAAAAUCUGCAAUGCUUUCCAGAAUUCCGAGGUCGAGUUUAUCAAACACGUGCAUAGUCACGCUGCUGAUCCUGGUGGUUUGUGUAGCGUAUGUGGAGAAACCACUCAGUCGCUUGUUGACCAUCUUCACUGUUUCCACAAAACUUUGGUUUGCCACAUUUGUGGAGACUCCUUCCAUUUCAAAAACAGCUUCGAUGAACAUGUAGCCUCACACUCUGGGGAGAAAUCACACAAAUGCCACGUUUGCAAUGCAGAGUUUGCUUUGGAAGAGUCACUGAAUCAUCACAGGACACUGCAUGAAGCGGACAGUGCUCACAAGUGCAGCAUUUGUCAGGAGGUGUUUGCGCUGAAAGAGGAACUGCAAGCUCACCGAAGAACACAUGCUGUUACCAAGUUGCAUCAGUGUGGGGUUUGUGGAAAGUCCCUCAGUGACUACAGGUCUUUGUCGCGCCACAAGAUGACCCACACCGCAGAGAGACCUCACAGCUGCCAUGUGUGCGGCAGGCGUUUUAAACUAAUUGGAACUCUGAGGACACAUGAAAAGAUCCACACCAACCGAGAGCGAUCUUUCCUCUGUGACGUCUGCUGCAAAAUGUUCCUGACCAGCAAGCAGCUUCAGAUCCACAUGAGGCAGCACACCAACGAGAAACCUUACCAAUGCAGCAAAUGUGGCAAGGACUUUGCCACUAGAGGGGCUUUGACCGUCCACAUGAGGGUCCACACAGGAGAGAAACCGUAUCCCUGCCCGUACUGUGGUUGUGCCUUCAAACGCAAAAGUAACCUUGAUGAACAUGUGACUGUUCAUUCAGGCAUCAAGCCGUUUGUUUGUGGGAUCUGUGGAAAAGCGUGCGCUCGGAAGACACACUUGACUGUGCACAUGAGAACUCACAACGGAGAGAAACCGUACAAGUGCAACGUCUGCGACAAAGGAUUCACACAGAGUCAUUGUUUGAAGACACACAGGAAGACCCACCAAAUGAGCGAGCCCACCGACUGACCUUGAACCUCGUUCCAUCAAGAUGGUUUUCUUUGCGCACAAUGUGGGGUCAAUGUGUCAUUUUCAACUUCGUGAAUGACAACAGGCUUCUGAAUAAUAAUUCCACUGAAUGCACUGUCUGUAUAUUCUCCCAAACCCAUUAUAUUUGUGUAACUACAGCAUCCCUUCAAAAAUGUCAUUUUAGAAAAUGAAGUUGUGAUUUACCUGCUACCAUUUGCGGAUUCUUUCCCAAUAAAACAGAAGAAAAGUAUUGAUAAAGGUGUCUCCCAAAGUGCAAUAAAUAGACCUUAUUACGUUGAAUGACCAGGUUGCUUUCCUUUCCUGUGUGAACCUGUAGGGCCAAACCUGCCUAGUGUAUGCUAUAAUACGGAGACAUGUUAACAUGUAUUUAUAGAGAAUUAAGAAAGGUGGAGACUGUGGAAAACUGAAUGCACAAAAUGACAUUUCAUUUCAGUCUAACUGAGUCGUCUUCUCAGGGUUCA
Synchiropus splendidus (mandarinfish) is the source of this 2545-nucleotide messenger RNA. RefSeq names its product zinc finger protein 260-like. Gene Ontology annotation, molecular function: DNA-binding transcription factor activity; RNA polymerase II cis-regulatory region sequence-specific DNA binding. The record is from RefSeq and is a predicted model, not a curated record. Bases 69 to 2063 code for a protein of 664 amino acids. Gene Ontology annotation, biological process: regulation of transcription by RNA polymerase II. NCBI's taxonomy places the organism in Eukaryota, Metazoa, Chordata, Actinopteri, Syngnathiformes, Callionymidae. The transcript has 6 exons.